GCUGCUGAGGAGCCACAUGGUCCAUCCCUGCAUUCUCCAAGCAUUGACUGCCCAGCCACUCUGACCACAGCCAGGGGCCACAUCCCACUGCCUGCCCAGUGUCCAUCCAUGGAGGUGAGCACCGUGUCCCCUCUUUUCACCUCACCGACUGACACACCUGCUCAGUGUGAGAUCAAUGUCUCCAACAUGGCCAUAGACUUUAUGAUGCUGAUCGUUGGUCUCUGUGGGCUGGCUGGGAAUGGAGUUAUUCUCUGGCUCCUGCACGUUAAUGCCAUCACCCACUUCAUCUCCAAACAGGCCAACGUUGACUUCCUCUUCCUCAUCUUCAUGUUGCCCUCCACCCUGCUCUUCCUUGUGGAGGAGGUUUCCUGCUCUGCUAUAAUGCCCCUGAUGUAUUUGAGCUUGCUUUUCCAGCUGUCGCUGUUCACCUACAUUAUAGGGCUGUACCGGCUGACGUUCAUCAGCAUUCAGAGAUGCAGAUCCAUCCUCUGCCUGGUAUUCUGUGGUUGCCAACUGUCCGAACACUUGUUGUGGGUGUUGAUGACUCCACUGUUCUGGGUCCUCCUCUUCAUUUCCUUCGCUGUCAAUCCCACAGUGACUUCCCUGUGCCAGUCACACGAGCAGGAGCAAUGCCAGGUGGCUGUCACCUCCAUGUACGCCCUCAACCUUUUUCUAUUUGCUGUACCCAUGGUCAUUUCCAGCACAAUCCUCUUCAUUCAUCUCAAGCCUGGCUCCCAGCAGCAGCCACACAAGAGGCUUGACGUUGUUAUCUUCCUCGUUGCACUCGUCAGUCUGCCCCUCAGUGUCUGGUUUCUCCUGCAGCAGCUCGGUUACACAGUUGUGUCCUCCCAGGCGCUUUUCCUACUUGGCUGCAUCAACAGCAGCAUCAAACCCUUCAUCUGCUUCUUGGUGGGGAACUGGAAGAGAGACUACUCCACGGGGAGCUGCUGGAGACACUGCUCCAUGGAGGGCUGCAGGAGGUACUUCUCCAUGCAGUCCCUAAGGGAGGCGAUCCACAGGGUCUUUGGGGAGCCAGAAGAAAACACUGCCUGUGGAGGUGAUCCUGUUGUGAACACAGUUAUCUGA
Melospiza melodia melodia is the source of this 1086-nucleotide messenger RNA. Its product is annotated as mas-related G-protein coupled receptor member A1-like. Gene Ontology annotation, molecular function: G protein-coupled receptor activity. The record is from RefSeq and is a predicted model, not a curated record. The transcript has a single exon. NCBI's taxonomy places the organism in Eukaryota, Metazoa, Chordata, Aves, Passeriformes, Passerellidae. Gene Ontology annotation, biological process: G protein-coupled receptor signaling pathway. Gene Ontology annotation, cellular component: membrane. Bases 109 to 1086 code for a protein of 325 amino acids.